Messenger RNA from Penicillium cataractarum, 768 nucleotides. RefSeq names its product VIT1/CCC1 transporter family protein. The transcript has 3 exons. Bases 1 to 768 code for a protein of 255 amino acids. Gene Ontology annotation, biological process: intracellular manganese ion homeostasis. The record is from RefSeq and is a predicted model, not a curated record. Gene Ontology annotation, molecular function: iron ion transmembrane transporter activity; manganese ion transmembrane transporter activity. Gene Ontology annotation, cellular component: fungal-type vacuole membrane. NCBI's taxonomy places the organism in Eukaryota, Fungi, Ascomycota, Eurotiomycetes, Eurotiales, Aspergillaceae.
AUGUCUACACUCCCUAUAUCUAUGGCGAUGCCCCUGAGGGACCGACGUCUCACGACGCAUGCAGACUCAGAACAGCAUCAUCAGUUUGAGGCGAUAGUUCGAGACAUUGUGAUUGGCUUUGCCGAUGGAAUGACUGUCCCCUUUGCCCUGACAGCUGGCCUAUCCAGCUUGGGCUCCUCGAAAUUGGUCAUCAUUGGAGGUCUAGCAGAACUAUUCAGUGGGUCGAUAUCAAUGGGCUUGGGUGCGUAUCUUGCUGCCAUCACUGAUAGGGAUCGUUACAAAAGCGAAGAGGCGAGAGAGCGUGAAGAGAUUUCCUCACAGCCAACCGCCGAACAAGAGGAGAUUCACGCAAUACUCUUUCAGUACGGUAUCUCCAGAGAAGCAAGUCAAGCCGUCGCUGACUGUUUGGCUGAUAACAACGAACACUGGAUUCGGUUCAUGAUGGAUUUUGAACUGAGACUUGAGAAACCAAGUCGUUCUCGAGCAUGGAUCUCAGCAGCAACGAUGGGAUUCGCCUACUUUAUCGGAGGUCUGCUUCCCAUGAUUCCAUAUUUCGCUAUACAUAACGUACUCCACGCGCUCUUUGUCUCAAUAGGAAUCACAGUGGUCACCCUAUUCAGCUUCGGCUUUAUCAAAAAUUUCGUCGUCAUCAAGACUAAACGUGCCGGACUCUACGGAGCAGCCCAGACCUUAAUUGUUGGCACUAUUGCUGCCGCUACUAGUUACGGGAUCGUUUAUGGAAUUGACCACAGCAACAUACACACCUAG